AUGGUCCUCUGGAAGCUUGGUUAUCCAGCUCUUCAGAGGAUGAAGGAGCUUCUCCGAAAGAUAUUGAGAAAGCUAUUCAAACCCUUCAAAGCCAAGGUCUACGUGUGUCCGUUCUGUCCCGACGGUGAACACAACUAUCCCCGACCCGAUAAUCUGCAGCGGCAUGUGCGUGUCCACCAUAUCGAUAGAGAUAAGGAUGAUCCGGCGUUACGGGAGGUGCUGGAACGCAAGCUUAUGGCCAAAAGCAGAGGGAAACGGAGGAGGGCCGUUGAAAUGUCGGUUGAAACUACUACUCCAGCUGUUGGCGGUCCAGAGAGAAAACAAUCCCUCGAAGGCGUGGUGGGCGAGGCAGUGCCUACGAAAAUCCGCAGAGUGGAUGAUAAAGGACAACUCUCGAACUUGCCCCCGAACUCCGUCCUUUCCUCUGGUCAAUGGUAUUCGGAUGUGUUAGCAGCGCCGUGGGUUUCCGAAAACUCCUUUCUAUCUGGGGAUGUUUCUGGACCUCCAUCAAUGGAUGCAUUCCUGGGCAUGUUACCAGGGACAGAGAUGCGUUUUUCCCAUAUCCCUUUCGAGUCCGACCAGGCUGCUCUGGAUACCCCUUCCGACUUCUGCCAGCUUCCUCCUUUACCACUACCGCAGUGCCCAACGUUCCAGCCGCAAGAUGUCGUUGACGAUCCCUCCAACUUACCGCUCCCGGGCUACGAUAUUGACCUCUAUGGAGACACCAACGCCGCCCCGUCAUCUUAUGCGUUGAGCACAGAUAGAGAAGGAAUCCGAGGCAUUCCCAUAGAGACAGAAUCUCCUGGGUCCUCAAAACUGACACCCACUUUCCAGUGCACCUUCUGCCACAAAGCCAUUUCUUACAAGGCCUGGAAACGCCACGAAGAAGCUGUCCAUCUACCUCAAUUCCAAUGGGUCUGUCAAGCGAGUGGACCUCUAGUUGCGAGUGGAGGCAGCCUCGACAUACUCUGUGCCUUCUGCAAGCUCCCCAAUCCUUCGAACUCCCAUUUCUCAGAUUGCCACCGAGCGGCAGAAUGCUUCGCCAGACCAGCAAUCGACCGUUCAUUCCCGCGCAAAGACAAUCUGAAGCAACACUGGAAGAACGUGCAUCAAUGCGAGUUGACCGAAGAUGUUGCGCAGCAUUGGAGAAGAACCAUAAAUUACGAGAAGAAGGAAUGGGGAUGUGGAUUCUGCGGGCAGAAGUUGGAGAGUUGGGAUGUGAGGGCUGUGCAUAUUGCGCAGCAUUUCCGAGAGGGCUGCACGAUGGCUUCUUGGGAUUCGAAUAGAUCUGUUAUUCAGCAGGCGUACUAG
Messenger RNA from Coniosporium apollinis CBS 100218, 1311 nucleotides. RefSeq lists its product as uncharacterized. Gene Ontology annotation, cellular component: nucleus. The coding region runs from base 1 to 1311 and encodes 436 amino acids. Lineage: Eukaryota; Fungi; Ascomycota; Dothideomycetes. The transcript has 2 exons. Gene Ontology annotation, biological process: regulation of gene expression. The record is from RefSeq and is a predicted model, not a curated record.